GGCAGCCCAGGCAGGAGUCCUCCUCCUCCACUCGUGAUGCUGCUGUGGGCUUAUAAGAAGAAGACUUGCACAGAGCAGCACAGAUGAUCUCCACAGCCCGCCGCACCUCUCUGCACUCGGAAAAGUUCCCUACGAUCGCAGUGCAAGCUGCUGGACUACUCCAAGGCGGCCAUCCCUGAGACAGAGGGGAGGGGAGUGGGACUGUGCCAAGGCUCCAGCCAGACCAGGAGGAGGAGGAGGAGGAGAAGCAGCUCCUUACACUGGAGGACUCCUUGGGUGUGCGGCUGAGGCACACUCAGGGUGCAGAGCUGGAGUGAAGCGACCGGAUAAGUAUGGCAGGAGAGCUGUCCAUUGCACCAGAAUUGCCAACCAGUCCACUUGCCAUGGAGUACGUCAAUGACUUUGAUUUGAUGAAGUUUGAUGUCAAGAAAGAACCACUUGGCGGCCGACCAGAUCGCACGAUCCGCCAGUGCAAUCGUUUGCAGCCAGCAGGCUCGGUGUCCUCCACUCCUAUAAGCACUCCUUGCAGCUCGGUGCCAUCCUCACCAAGUUUCAGCCCAACAGAGCAGAAGACUCACCUGGAGGACCUGUACUGGAUGGCCAACACUUACCAGCAGGUCCAACCAGAGGCAUUGAGCCUGACCCCUGAAGACGCUGUGGAAGCUCUAAUAGGGCCCCAUCAGAUGCCCCCUCAGCUGCAGGGCUUUGAUGGCUUCAGAGGACACCACCACCACCACCCCCAUCACAACCACCACCACCAAAACCAUCACCAGUACCAGGGCAUCCCUCAUGAAGAGCUGGCACAUCCCCACCAGCACCCACACCAUCACCACCACCACCACCACCAGGCUUCUCCAACCCCAUCCAACUCUUCCACCUCCUCCCAGCAGCUGCAGAACAGCCAUCCCCAGCACCACCAGUCCAACAACCAAGUAGAAGACAGGUUCUCCGAUGACCAACUGGUCUCCAUGUCUGUCCGGGAGCUCAACAGGCACCUGAGGGGCUUCACCAAGGAUGAUGUUAUUCGCCUAAAACAGAAGAGAAGAACCCUGAAAAACAGGGGGUACGCCCAGUCCUGCAGGUACAAGAGGGUGCAGCAGAAGCACCACCUGGAGAACGAGAAGACCCAACUCAUCCAGCAGGUGGAGCAGCUGAAACUGGAGGUCAAUCGCCUGGUGAGAGAAAGAGAUGCCUACAAGAUGAAGUGUGAGAAGCUGACCAACACCAACUUCAGGGAGACCGGCUCCACCAGUGAUAACCCAUCUUCUCCAGAGUUCUUCAUGUGAGUCUUGUGGGACAUGUCCAUCCAGAACUGUAGACGGAGGACAAGGGGGGGCUUCAGUGACUCUCCAACUUUUUGUAGGCUUUUAGGGCAGUGUUUCCCAACCAGGGGGCCUCCAUCUAUUGCAAAACUACAACUUCCAGCAUGCCCGGACAGCCGAAGGCUGUCCGGGCGUGCUGGAAGUCGUAGUUUUGCAAUAGCUAGAGGUUCACAGUUUGCAGGGUGGUCAGGGGAGUUGUAUAACUCUGCAUCGAAUGAUUGAAUUGUUGGAGGCAUACUGGUUGGGAAACACUGCUUUAGGGGAAGCGAGGAGAACUGGAGACCAACCUGAUGGAUGUUGUUGUGUCGGGGAGGCCGGGAGGGACACCACCUCGAUUUUCGGGGGUCUUGUUUUAUCCGAAAAUGGCCACAGGACUGUGUCGGACAAUAGCACUGCCACUUGGGAUCAACAAAGUACAAACAAACUUUACCUACAGAACUUUUCUCAUCAUCUUAAGACAACUGAACCUGAACAGGUGGGACAUUCAGUGCACCCCUAACCCCCCAACCCUCCCCACCGCCCCUUCCCCCUCCAUGGUUUUAUUGCCUGCUUAUAUAUAUAUAUAAAAAAAAAAAAAAAAACCUGCAUUAAAAUUAUUAUUCCUGCAUGCUGGACAUGUACGGUAAUACUUUCUAUUUUGUAUCAUGACCUUGUUUAAUCUGAGCAUGCUUUUCCUCGGCUCACACAGACUUCCAUUGCUUCUGUUGCUAUAAACUAUGUACUAGGUCUCCAUUCUUUUAGGUCUUUUUUAGUUGAGCCCCCCCCCCCCCCCCCACUUAAUCCUCCCUCCUGUAAAUACGAAGCAAUGUUCACCUAUCUACAUUUCACCCUCUUAGUCUAGGUAGCUUCCAUUCAGUAGACAGCGUGGGCCUCUUUCUUUCAUUGUGUUCAUUGUUUUUCUUAUUUUUAGUUUAUUUUUUGUUGUUGUUGUUGUUAAAGUGGUACCAUGGUGCAUUGGCUCUUUGGUUGCGUCGCUAUAUUGUUACUAUUCUGUUUUUUUUUUUUUUACAUAGUCUAUGUAGUUGUGAUGGGUAGUGACAGCCGAGAAACGAUAUAGGAAUACGAUAUAUCUAUAUCUGUGCGGGUGUAGCAGAGCUGGACUGUUAACCGUUGUUGAGAUAAAGUUUGGUAUACACAGCUCUGCUUCACCUACAUACAUAUUAAUGAUACAGUUCAGCUUCCCUAUGGAGGAUGGUGCUUUAAGUUAUUAUUUUUUUAUUUUAUUUUUUUUAUUAUUUUUUUUUAUUUUUUUUUUCUUUCCCCUAGGAAUAUGGUCUGAACUCUAUUAUUCCCCCUUAACAUAAAACACUGGCAUGUGAGUAAAAUUUUGGCUGACACCAGCAUUGUGCGAAAACCGAAAUAACCUACUCUCUGAGGACAAUAGCGGGGGCUAUAUUGUGACAGCUUAAAUGGUGACUUAUAUAGAUACUAAAUGCUUCCUAUCAACUCUGCUAUGUUCUGCGGCUUAGUCGCCUCUACACCAGCUUAGCCCAGUGAUUCCCAACCAGGGUGCCUCCAGCUGUUGCAAAAACUACCACGGGCAUGCUGGGAGUUGUAGUUUUGCAACAGCUGGAGGUUGACAGUUUGUAGCAGGGCGAUCAGGGGAGUUGUAUGACUCUGCAUCUAAUUAUUGCAUGCUGGGAGUUGUAGUUUGGCAACAGCUGGAGGUUGACAGUUUGUAGCAGGGCGAUCAGGGGAGUUGUAUGACUCUGCAUCUAAUUAUUGCAUGCUGGGAGUUGUAGUUUGGCAACAGCUGGAGGUUGACAGUUUGUAGCAGGGCGAUCAGGGGAGUUGUAUGACUCUGCAUCUAAUUAUUGCAUGCUGGGAGUUGUAGUUUGGCAACAGCUGGAGGUUGACAGUUUAUGCAGGGCGAUCAGGGGAGUUGUAUAACUCCGCAUCUAAUUAUUGCAUGCUGGGAGUUGUAGUUUGGCAACAGCUGGAGGUUGACAGUUUAUGCAGGGCGAUCAGGGGAGUUGUAUAACUCCGCAUCUAAUUAUUGCAUGCCGGGAGUUGUAGUUUUGCAACAGCUGGAGGCACCCUGGUUGGGAAACACUGAUCUAGCCAAAUCGAUUGACUCCUUUCUUCUAUCUAUUGCUCAGUUUAUUUAUAAAUAUAUAUAUAUAUAUGUGUGUAGCAGUUAUUUGCAGCCGGUCGCUGUGCGGUUUCAUUAAUUUUCUGCAGGUCAGUAAAAGUAAAGUGACGCUUUAGGAUCACAGCGAACCAGAUUAAGAAAAAAAAUUUAAAAAUUACAUUUUUAUAUAUAUAUAUAUAUCUUUCUUUUUAUUUUAUUUUUUGGUUGUUUUUGUUCCUUUGGAAUGUUUGCACUGCUGGUGCAGAUGCAUUUAAAAAAAGAAAAUUUUGAAUAAUUUUUUUUUUUUUCUUUUUAGUUUUGUCUCUAUAUAAGUUAAUGGUAGGAAACAGGAUUCUAUGGACAGCGUGAUGCUUAUGUUCUUACAAUACCAAGGAUUUCUGUCAAUGCAUCAGCAGCGGGGGAGG
Molecule: messenger RNA, 3818 nt
Organism: Hyla sarda
Lineage: Eukaryota; Metazoa; Chordata; Amphibia; Anura; Hylidae
Gene: MAFB
Product: MAF bZIP transcription factor B
Exons: 1
Coding region: 333-1286 (317 amino acids)
Biological process (GO): regulation of myeloid cell differentiation; regulation of transcription by RNA polymerase II
Cellular component (GO): nucleus
Molecular function (GO): DNA-binding transcription factor activity, RNA polymerase II-specific; RNA polymerase II cis-regulatory region sequence-specific DNA binding
Source: RefSeq, a predicted model, not a curated record